Messenger RNA from Caenorhabditis angaria, 999 nucleotides. The record is from the annotation of a GenBank genome assembly. Lineage: Eukaryota; Metazoa; Nematoda; Chromadorea; Rhabditida; Rhabditidae.
AUGGAAGGCGACUUGGAGAACCAAAAUGUUGUUUUUAUUGGUGGCGGGAAUAUGGCGAGUGCUUUGAUUAAUGGAUGUGUCUCAAAGCGUGAGUAAUUUUCACUUGAACAUAUUUGUUUUACAAAAAAGGUAUUGCAGAAUUCAUUUCUAAGCGAAACGUGGUUAUAUCGGUGAAAUCUCUCAAAUCUGCUGCAAAGUGGGAAUCUAAAGGUUUUGAGCAUGUAUUCACAAACACCCAGGAGAUGUUGGAAAAGUAUCCGACAGCGAUUUAUAUUGUUUGUGUGAAACCGCAAAUUUUCGAUGAAAUUGUCUCAAUUUGGCCAGUCAAUUCGCGACCAAGAUUGAUUAUUUCUGUAAUGGCCGGUAUUCCCUUAAACCUUCUUCGCACAAAACUUCCACUUCUUGCUGUCAACACAACAAUUAUUCGAAUAAUGCCAAAUGUGGCGAGUUCCAUUGGUGCUGGCGCCUCAUCAAUGUGUUAUGACGUUGACAACAAAAUUGAAAAUCAACAAUUAUAUGUCGAAUAUGCGAAGAGAUUUGCGGAAUGUGUCGGAAGUGUUGGAAUAAUUCCGGAAAGAUGUUUCAAUCCAGCAAUGGCAAUUGCAGGAAGUAGUCCAGCAUGGGUACGUAAUUGAGUUGCUUUAAAUAGAUAAUUGCUCACGUAGAUCAAAAAUCAACAAUUGAAUAGUUUAGGUGUUCAUGUUCGUUGAAGCAUUGGCUGAUGGCGCAGUUUCUCAAGGUUUGGGAAGAGCUGAAGCGAAAAGAUUGGCCGCGCAAGCUGUGAUGGGCGCCGCAAAAAUGCUUGUCACUCCGGAAAGUGGUUUCGACAUCGAGACUCAACACAUGGGGUAUUUGAAAGAUCAAGUUUGCUCACCGGGUGGAACUACUAUAGAAGGAGUCAGGAUUUUGGAGCACAACGGGUUUAGAUCUGCAGUUAUGGAAGCGGUUAUUGGUUGCUCACAAAAAGCCGAUGAAAUGGCCAAGGCAUUUUCGAAAUGA